Geodia barretti is the source of this 1422-nucleotide messenger RNA. Lineage: Eukaryota; Metazoa; Porifera; Demospongiae; Tetractinellida; Geodiidae. The record is from the annotation of a GenBank genome assembly.
AUGGAAAUCAAGCUGAGAGAAAUCGCCCCGUUACGGGUCCAGACCGCGUUGCUGGCGGUGCCGGUUACGGACAAGGACCUCGGGGAGGGCCUGGUACGGCGCCUCGACCGCCAACUCAAGGGCAGACUGGGUGCGCUGGUGAAAAAGAGCAGUUUCGCCGCCAGGCGCGGAACCUCGCUGCUGGUGGCGACCCACGGCGCCAUGCCCACGGGCCACGUGUUGCUGGUGGGACUGGGCAAGCAUGAGGAGGACGGUCUCCAUGCCUGGCGCAUGGCCGGUGCCGCUGCCGUGAAGGAGGCCGGGCGGGUAUGGGCCGACGAGGCGAUUUUCAUGUUGCCCCCGGACCAACAGACGGAAUCCGUCGUGGGGGCGGUGACCGAGGGCGCCCUGCUCAACGCCUACCGCUUCACCAAGUAUCGGUCCAAUGACAAACAAACGGCACCGCUCCGCACGCUCAUUCUCGGGCGGACCGCGUCGGGGAGCAGCGCCGCGCUGACGCGGGCGGUGAAGCGGGCCAAGCUCUCGGUGUCGGGCGUCUGCCUCGCUCGGGACCUGGUAAACGAACCGCCGUCCACGGCUACCGCCAGCUAUCUGUCGGAGCAGGCCAAGGUUCAUUGCCGCGGCGAGGGGCUGAAGGUGGAGGUGUGGGGCAAGAGAAAGAUCGAACAAAUGAAAUUGGCGGGUCUGCUGGCGGUGAAUCAAGGCAGCCGGGAGGAACCGCGUUUCAUCCACAUGCGCUACACGCCCAAGGGCCGGCCGAAAAAGAAGAUCGCUCUCAUCGGCAAGGGAAUCACCUUCGACUCCGGCGGCCUUUCCCUCAAGCCGGCGCGGUCCAUGGAGACCAUGAAGCUGGACAUGGCGGGAGGCGCGGCAGUCAUCGGUGUGAUGAGUGUGCUACCCGAGUUGGCGCCCGACGCCGAGGUGAUUGGCCUGGUGCCGGCCACGGACAACCUGCCGGACGGCGGCGCGCAAAAACCCGGGGACGUCAUCCGGUACCUCAAUGGCAAGACCGUCGAGGUCAUGAAUACGCGCGAGGGCGGUCAUUCGCGCGGGACUUGGUGCCCUGGUCCUGGCGGCCCGCGAAAAAACCCGGACUGCAUGUUGAUCAUAUGGCCACCCUCACACGGUGCGUUGCCUGUAUCGUCGCCUUGGCACGACCGAGAUGCGGGACUGUUCAUCGACGAGAAACGACGUGAGCGCGCGGCCAGGCUAUUCGAAUGCGGCCGCAGCAUUGACCGGGGCGGGCUCUGGCAGUUGCCUCUGAGCGGCCGAGUACCGUCGAGAGACAUCAAGAGUCCCGGUCGCCGACAUCAAGAAAGAAUUGUGUGGGAGGCGGUCGGCGGCCGCGCCAUCACGGCGGCCCUGUGUCCUGCAGGAAUUCGUCAGAACGAAGUUUUUGUUCCCUGGCGCCCCUGGACAUAG